This is a messenger RNA of Caenorhabditis briggsae, 441 nucleotides long. NCBI's taxonomy places the organism in Eukaryota, Metazoa, Nematoda, Chromadorea, Rhabditida, Rhabditidae. The transcript has 2 exons. The coding region runs from base 1 to 441 and encodes 146 amino acids. The record is from RefSeq and is a predicted model, not a curated record.
AUGAAGAUCUUCGCCGCAAUACUCGUCGUCGUCUCCAUCAUCGUCGCCGAAGCCUCCCCAAGCUCCCUCCACUCCUACCAACAGAAGCAAGGAGAGUUGGACAGCAAAUGGAUCAAGUCCAUGCUUGAAAAGCCACGCGUCACUCAUGAUUCUCAUGGAAAGAGAAUAUUCUAUAUGGAUGGGAAGGAAGACUUCUUCUGGGGAUGGGUCUUUGAUGAGGAGAAGUUCUCGUCUGCUGAGCUCUCACACGAAGAAUGCAAGCUCAAGACGUUGAGCUUCUCGACGGUCUCUAUGACCCAGGCGGAUUGCGAAGAUCUCAAAUGUCCACGACUCGAAGAUUCUCCAACUCCGUCUUCUUCGAUUCUCAAUGUCAGCGUCCUCUCUACAGCUUCUCAACAGUACCCCUUCUCUCUACAGUACUCUAUAUUCCGUCUCCAUUGA